Molecule: messenger RNA, 4223 nt
Organism: Durio zibethinus
Lineage: Eukaryota; Viridiplantae; Streptophyta; Magnoliopsida; Malvales; Malvaceae
Product: auxin response factor 19-like
Biological process (GO): response to hormone; regulation of DNA-templated transcription
Cellular component (GO): nucleus
Molecular function (GO): DNA binding
Source: RefSeq, a predicted model, not a curated record
UUUACUCCGCUAAAAGCGACAACGCCUGACGCACGCCCACCAAGCCGCACGCGCGCAACCCCCAAACGGUGAAAUCUUUUUCCUGUGGUGAACCAAUUUUAACUGUCCGCUAAUAGCACAACACCACGCGCGAGUUCACUCGCGCAACGACUAAAAUUAUUAUUACCAGGCCUGAUUGCCUGAGUCUAUUAUAUGUCGGCUUGUUUCGCAAAUUAUAUUAAAAAAAGAGAAGAAAAGAAAGCUGUUUUUUGCUCUGCUUUUGUUUUGCUUUGCUUUGCUUUGGCUUUGGCUUUGCCUUUGGUUGUCUCUCUGAUUUCCUGGCGACAAGUCUGUUUCCUUCUCCUUGAUCCCAUAAAGCAUUUUUUUUCAUUUUUCUUUUUGUUGGAUUCUAGAACCAAAACGGUGAGCUUCAAGUGAUGCGCAGUUUUGAAACCGGUUCUUAACAUUCCAUGCAGUUGGUUCUCUACGGUUCGGCUUUUUUAUUCCGAUUCAUCGACGGAAUCUGAUUUUUGUUUUGGAGAAGGAAAUGCAUCUUGUGAUUGAAAUACCGAACGAAUCAAAGCUUGUUACGAAGCUAACGAAGAGAAAAUAGCUCAGAAAAGAACAGAGUUUUGGCGUUUGGUUUUCUUUUCAAGCUAGGGUUUUGGUUUCUUUGUGAUUUGAAUGUGAAUGGAAGCAGCGGCGGCGUUCCCUCAAGCUCGUCUGCAGUAAUUUUCCGACGAAGGGAUGUUGCAAAAAUGAUUUUUUUUGGAAGGUUUGAGGUUUCAUAGCUAAAAGAGUGGAAGUAACUCUAUGGUGAAGAAAGUUGAUCUCUUUUCAGUGUUUUGUUGGAGCAAAACAAGUGAUUGGAUUCCUUAAAAAAAGUUCUUUUUUUUUUUUUUUGAAUUGACUCAAAUUUGUAAGCAUGAAGGCUUCACCAAAUGGAUUUUUGGCAAAUUCUGCUGAAGUUUUGUGGGAUGUUUGAUAAUAUUCUGGUUGGUUUCGGAAAGCAGGAGAAAGGAAGAGUAUCAAUUCAGAAUUAUGGCAUGCUUGUGCUGGACCACUUGUUUCUAUGCCGCCAGUUGGAAGUCUGGUGGUUUACUUUCCUCAAGGCCACAGCGAGCAAGUUGCAGCAUCAAUGCAAAAGGAGACUGAUUUCAUACCUAGCUAUCCUAACCUUUCUUCCAGGUUGAUUUGCAUGCUCCAUAAUGUCACAUUGCAUGCUGAUCCAGAAACUGAUGAGGUCUAUGCCCAGAUGACUCUUCAACCUGUAAACAAAUAUGACAAGGAAGCACUACUGGCAUCAGAUAUGGGCCUGAAGCAAAACAGACAACCUGCUGAGUUCUUUUGCAAGACUCUUACAGCUAGUGACACUAGCACUCAUGGUGGAUUUUCUGUGCCUCGUCGAGCAGCUGAGAAGAUAUUCCCUCCUCUGGAUUUUUCGAUGCAACCACCUGCUCAAGAGCUAGUAGCUAGAGAUUUACAUGACAAUAAAUGGACAUUUAGACAUGUUUAUCGAGGUCAACCAAAGAGGCACCUUUUGACUACUGGUUGGAGUGUCUUUGUUGGCUCAAAAAGACUCUUUGCUGGUGAUUCUGUUCUUUUCAUAAGAGAUGAGAAGGUGCAGCUUCAAUUGGGUAUAAGGCGUGCUAAUAAACAGCAGCCACCUCUCUCUUCAUCAGUGAUUUCUAGUGAUAGUAUGCAUAUUGGGAUACUUGCUGCUGCAGCUCAUGCUGCAGCAAACAACAGCCCAUUUACUGUAUUCUACAAUCCAAGGGCAAGCCCUUCUGAGUUUGUGAUACCCUUAGCGAAGUAUAACAAAGCCAUGUAUACCCAAGUUUCUCUUGGCAUGCGGUUUAGAAUGAUGUUUGAAACUGAGGAGUCUGGAGUGCGCAGAUACAUGGGUACAAUUACUGGUAUCAGUGACUUGGAUCCUGUGCGAUGGAAAAAUUCACAAUGGCGCAAUCUUCAGGUUGGAUGGGAUGAAUCUACCACUGGUGAACGGCCCAGCCGAGUUUCAAUUUGGGAAAUUGAGCCUGUUGUAACUCCUUUCUACAUAUGUCCACCUCCUUUUUUCAGGCCCAGGUUUCCCAAGCAACCAGGGAUGCCAGAUGAUGAGUCUGAUAUUGAGAAUGCUUUCAAGAGAGCAAUGCCCUGGCUUGGAGAUGAAUUUAUUAUGAAAGAUGCCCCUAGUUCAAUCUUCCCUGGCUUGAGUUUAGUUCAGUGGAUGAGCAUGCAACAAAAUAAUCAGUUUCCAGCUGCUCAAUCAGGAUUCUUUCCAUCAAUGGUUUCUUCAAAUCCGCUGCAUAAUAACCUUAGCACUGAUGAUCCUUCCAAGUUAUUGAAUUUUCAAGCUCCUCCAUUACCUUCAUCGAAUAUGCAAUUUAACAAAGGAAAUUUAAACCAAGUUAACCAGUUGCCUCAGGCACCUAUGACAUGGCCCCAACAGCAGCAACUUCAGCAAUUAUUGCAAACUUCUCUGAAUCAACAUCAGCAGCAGCAAUCCCAACAACAAUUGCAGCAACAACAGCCUCAACAACCACAAUCACAACCACAGCCACAGCAGCAGCAGCAGCAACAACAAGCAUUCCUACCAGCUCAAGUAAAUAACAGAAUCGUUGCUCCUAAUCAAAUUACAAAUCAAAAUUUGCAUCAACCGGCUGUUUACUCUCCUCUCCAGCAGCAACAAUUACUGACAAGCAAUAGCCAGUCUACCCAAACUAUCCUCUCUGCUAAUAAGACUUCAUAUCCUUUGAUGUCAUUACCACAAGAUACACAAAUUCAGCAACUGAUGGAACAGCAACCUAACCUUAUUCAUAGGCAGCAGCAACAGACCCAGUUGCAGCAAAGCCUGUCCCAGAGGACACAGCAGCAGGCGCAGAUUCCACAAUUGUCACAGCAGGGCCUCUCAGAGCAACAGUGUCAAUUACAACUGUUACAGAAAUUGCAGCAACAGCAACAGCAACAGCAGCAGCAGUCGUAUCAACAAUUACUCUCCCCAGCUGGAUCACUCUUGCAGCCUCCAACGGUGCAGCAACAGUCAACUCAUCAACAAAACCAACCAUUGCAGCAGUUGCCUCCUUCUCAGAGUCAGACUCAACCACUUGGAAGCAAUAGCUUCUCAACAUCAAUGCUCAUGCAACCUCAACAGCUUUCAGUGAACCAACCCCAAUGUCAGAACAAGCCACUUAUGGCUAUGAGAACCCAUUCAGGUCUUACUGUUGGAGAUGCUCCAUCAUGUUCAACCUCACCUUCUACCAAUAAUUGUCAGGUUUCCCCAUCAAACUUUCUAAACAGAAGUCAGCAAGUACCAUCCAUAUUGGCGACUGAUCCAGUUGUUGAGCCUGCAAGGACACUGGUUCAAGAGCUUCAGGGCAAGCCUGAUAUGCAAAUCAAACAAGAUCUUCCCACCUCUAAAGGACCAGACCAAUCAAAGUACAAAAGUACUGUGACAGAUCAAUUAGAAGCAUCCUCUUCUGGAACAUCAUACUGCCUGGAUGCAGCCACCAUCCAGCACAACUUCUCCCUCCCUACAUUUCUGGAAGGUGAUGUCCAAUCACAUCCUCGGAACAAUCUUUCUUUUACAGCUAAUAUCGAUGGAUUCACACCUGACACUUUGUUAUCAAGGGGAUAUGACUCUCAAAAGGAUCUUCAAAACCUGCUUUCUAAUUAUGGUGGCAAUCCAAGAGAUAUUGACACAGAGUUGUCUACUGCUGCAAUAAGUUCUCAGUCGUUUGGUGUGCCAAACAUACCUUUCAAGACUGGGUGCUCAAAUGAUGCUGCCAUCAAUGAGACAGGAGUUUUAAAUGGCGGAUUGUGGGCCAACCAGACUCAACGCAUGCGAACGUAUACAAAGGUGCAAAAGCGUGGCUCUGUAGGAAGAUCAAUUGAUGUUUACCGCUACAAAGGGUAUGAUGAACUCAGGCAUGAUCUAGCCCGCAUGUUUGGUAUUGAGGGGCAGCUGGAAGGUCCGCAAAGUUCUGACUGGAAAUUAGUUUAUGUGGAUCAUGAAAAUGACAUCUUACUUGUUGGUGAUGAUCCUUGGGAAGAAUUUGUAAGUUGUGUUCAGAGCAUAAAGAUACUGUCAUCUGCUGAAGUCCAGCAGAUGAGCUUGGAUGGUGAUCUGGGAAAUGUGGCAGUUCCCAAUCAAGCUUGCAGUGGGACUGACAGCGGAAAUGCAUGGAGAGGACAUUAUGAAGAUACCUCAGCUGCCUCAUUUAACAGAUAAAGUCUCAAAAUUCAAA